Molecule: messenger RNA, 3625 nt
Organism: Teleopsis dalmanni
Lineage: Eukaryota; Metazoa; Arthropoda; Insecta; Diptera; Diopsidae
Gene: BicC
Product: protein bicaudal C
Exons: 13
Coding region: 414-3080 (888 amino acids)
Cellular component (GO): cytoplasm
Molecular function (GO): RNA binding; protein binding
Source: RefSeq, a predicted model, not a curated record
ACGCAUGUACAUGUCAUAUACAUAUAUCGCAAAAUAACCAAAGAAAAUCACAUGUAAUUUUUGUAAAUCAAACGACGAAGACAUUUCUUGUGCUUAAUCGCUAAUUGCUUUUAAUUUAUGUGUCCUGUGGCCUGUGAGCCUUUCAUUUCUUUCUGUGUAACAAAUCGAGUUUUUUAAUUUAAUCCAUAUUCAGUGAAACUUUACGCUUCAAAUAAACAAAACCAAAACCAUAAAGACUUUUAGUUUCAACUUUACAACUGAGGGACCACAUCAAAUCCCUAAAACGAAAUUUAACAUAUUAUAUCAAGGUUCAGUACUUACUUCAACUUAACACGUAUCUAAUCCACAAAUUCCCACUUCCAUAAGAACUAAUCUAAUAGAUUCAUCAAGACAGUAUUUCUCAAAUACGCAAAAUGCUUUCCUGUGCGCAAAUAAAUAAAAUAAUGUACGCUACUUCAGUUGCGCCCACAACUGACUCGACUGUUAUAUCAAUGACGACAAAUACACUGCAAGUUCCAUCAUCCAAAACUAGCAGCACCGCUAGUGAGACACAAAGCGAAAUAUCAUCAGUCAACAGUGAUUGGAGUGACAUACGUGCAAUUGCAGAGAAAUUAGGCGUAUCCAAUCUGCAGGACUUACACACGGAACGGUUUAAGGUAGAUCGGCAAAAACUAGAGCAAAUGAUCAAAGGCGAAAGUGCAGUCGAAACCAUGAAUGGUGCGGAAUAUUUUUUUGAUAACGUAAUGAACACUACAUCAACCCAUAUAAGCUGGCCAUGCAGACUAAAAAUUGGAGCUAAAAGCAAGAAAGAUCCACAUGUACGUAUUGUUGGUAAAGAAGAAGAUGUGUUACGUGCAAAGGAACGUGUUUUAAAUAACUUGAGUUCCAGGGGUACACGCGUUAUUUUAAAAAUGGAUGUUUCCUAUACCGAUCAUUCGUAUAUUAUCGGACGUGGUGGAAAUAAUAUAAAAAAUAUCAUGGAAACUACUGCAACGCACAUACAUUUUCCAGAUUCGAAUCGUUCGAAUCCAAACGAAAAAUCAAAUCAAGUAUCAUUAUGUGGGACAUUAGAAGGUGUGGAACGUGCUCGCUCCUUAGUACGUUUCUCAACGCCACUUUUAAUGUCUUUCGAGUUACCAAUAUUAGCAUAUGGUCUUGCACAACCGGAUCGCGAUACGCCUUAUAUUGGUAUGAUUGAGGCAAAAUAUGAUGUGCAGGUCAUAUUUACGUCUCGUCAGAAACUACACUCUUCACUAGUGCUGGUAAAAGGUUCUGAAAAGGAAGCAGCUAAAGUUCAGGAAGCUACGCAAAAACUUAUAGAUUUUACUUGUGAAAAAGUUUCAAGUCAUAUUGUUGUUAAUAUGCAACUGGAAAUAUCACCACAACAUCAUGAAAUCGUAAAAGGUAAACAUAAUUCUAACCUUUUGGAUAUCAUGGAACGAACAAAUACAAAGAUUAUAUUUCCUGAUUUGACCGAUAUAAAUGUCAAACCAUUGAAAAAAUCUCAAGUGACUAUUACAGGAACUAUUGAUGCUGUCUACAGAGCUAGGCAACAAUUGCUGGGCAACUUGCCAAUUGCUUUGAUUUUUGACUUUCCAGACAAUCAAAAUGAUGCAACAACAAUCAUCAACCUAAGCACCAAAUACGGUGUUUAUGUGAGUUUACGUCAAAAAAUAAGACAAAGCACUUUGGUAGUAGUCAUCAAAGGUGUUGAAAAAUUUAUCGAUAAAAUAUAUGAGGCACGUCACGAGAUAUUAAGUCUUAAUACACCAUUGGUAAAACCGGAAGUACCGAAAACAUAUUUUUCGCCUCAUGACAAUGAUUUUAAUAUGAAUUAUCGAACUGCAUUGACAUCAUUGUUAGCUGGAUUUCCAGGCAAUCUCAAAAACCCAAACCAAAAGCCGGCACAAAAUAUAUUUCAAGAUGCGUCCUACGCUAGUAUAUUACAAUCGAAUGACGAUAAUAAUAAUAAUAAUAAUCUGCCACUUAAAAAAAAUGCAUCCCAAUUGCAACAAAAAUAUCUUCAAAUGCAUAACAAUAGUUUUUCACAGCAGCAACCGAAUCACAACAAUAAUUAUUUGCAAGCAGCACCUUUGGUCUUGCAGCAACAAAAGUCGAAAAUCCUGCAACAGCAGCAGCAGCAACAGCAACAGCAACAACAACAACAACAACAACAACAAUUACUGCAAAUUUCGCCGCGCAAUGGCAGUAGUCACAAUACCAGCGGCUACCAAAGUUUCAGUAGUAGCAGCACAUCAUUGGAACAGGCUUGUCCAUCGUAUCCCAAGACCGCAAACACAAGUCUUUCUUGCAGCAACAAUAAUGCUCAAGUGCCUAGUAGUGGCCGUACGCUUUUCUCACCCGAAACCACACUCUGCAAUGAAAUGAUUAAUGCUCGCUUUGGACGUCGCGCUAGUGAUGGUGCCUUGCUUGGCUUAAAUGCGUCUACAAUCAAUGCGCCGGCUUUGCCUGGUAGUGCAGAAUCUUAUUACACUUUAUCGCACUGUGAUUUUAGACACAAUUGCUCUUUUGACUAUGAUCUUAGAAGAGCAUUGGGUUUUAAGGCUAUGGAGCGUUCACCUGUUAGCGGAGAAUUACGUGUGCCAAAUUCAAAUUGGAUAGGAAUGGCAUUAAGCCAUACUUCACCAGCACCACUUGAAACAGCCAAUGACACUUCUUGGCUGGGUGGAGCGGCUGCCGGUGGUCCCAUUUCACCAUAUCAUUUAGGCGUAACGACUGGUAUUGCUGACUCUACACCAACUAACCGUCGUUUACAAUUGUCACAACAUAAGGAUAUACGUUCUCUAUUGAUAUUUCUAGGUUUAGAACAUUAUAUAAAAAUUUUUGUUUUGAACGAAAUUGAUUUGGAGGUGUUUAUCACAUUAACUGAAGAAAAUUUAAUGGGCCUAGGCAUUACGGCUUUUGGCGCACGUAAAAAAUUACUUGUUGCCAUACAUACUUUGCAGGCAAACGAAGCUGCUAAUGCAUUUAUGUCCACAAGUAGUGGUAACUCUUCGUCACCACGUUUUUCCGGUUCUGCUGCGCCAGGCGCUGAGCGACGCCCUUCGAAUCAUUGGUAAACUUAGUGUUAGGCUUUCCACACGAAUGCAGUAUACAAACCGCAUUUCAGUAUGGUUUGUUUUUGUUGAUACCUUAAUUUUAAGUUAAUUUUAAGAUUGCAUGCUUUCCUAUUAACAGAUUUAAGAGAUUUUAAAAGCGUAUUUACGAGAAACAAAAAAAAAACAAAAAAAUAUUAAGUUAAACUAUGAAUAAUUUUUGAAAUGUGCCCUAGAAAACCAUUUUAUUGUGGAAAUGUAAUUGUAAAAAUUUCUGUGAUGUUAUCAAUUUUUCUGAUGGCAGAACUCACACUUCAGACCCGCACUCUGCAUUGUUAUAAAACGAAAUCGCAAUUAAAUGUUUUCUAAAAAUUUAUUAAUAAAUAUUAAUAAAAAUUAUUUGACUUAUACGCUUAAAAUUGUACAAAAGGCUUUCGAAUAUUUCGUUAAGUAGUCCAAGCAGAGAUUAGAAAGAUUGUCUUUCACUAGCAAAUUUUUUCAAUAUUAUAAUAGCAAUAAGAAAAUGAUAUUUAAUUUUAUUUAUUUAUAAGAAACUCUCCAUCUUAAUC